Molecule: messenger RNA, 541 nt
Organism: Oncorhynchus kisutch (coho salmon)
Lineage: Eukaryota; Metazoa; Chordata; Actinopteri; Salmoniformes; Salmonidae
Product: ephrin type-A receptor 6-like
Exons: 4
Biological process (GO): axon guidance; protein phosphorylation; ephrin receptor signaling pathway
Cellular component (GO): plasma membrane; dendrite
Molecular function (GO): protein binding; transmembrane-ephrin receptor activity; ATP binding
Source: RefSeq, a predicted model, not a curated record
GUGUACGUGGAGCUGCGCUUCACCCUGAGAGACUGUAACUCCAUCCCUUGGGUGUCUGGUACCUGCAAGGAGACCUUUAACCUCUUCUACCUCCAGACAGAGGAGCCACACGCCGCCGCCUCCCGCUUCAGACCUGCCGACUACGCCAAGGUGGACACCAUUGCUGCCGAUGAGAGCUUCACACAGACGGACCUGGGAGACCGCGUUCUGCGCCUCAAUACGGAGGUCAGAGAGGUCGGCCCGGUGACCCAGAAGGGCUUCUACCUGGCGUUCCAGGAUGUGGGGGCGUGUAUCGCUCUGGUCUCUGUCAAGGUGUUCUAUAAGCGCUGUCCAUCCACUCUGAGGAACCUGGCAGCGUUCCCAGACACGGUACCAAGGGUCGACUCCUCCUCGCUGGUGGAGGUGCGGGGAGCGUGCGUGGAGAACGCAGAGGAGAGGGACACGCCCAAACUGUACUGUGGGGCGGACGGGGACUGGCUGGUUCCUCUGGGGCGAUGCGUCUGUAGUCUGGGACAUGAGGAGAUUGACGGAAUCUGCCAGG